AUUGUGGGUCCUAGGACACUAUUUUUUCUGUAAAAAAAAAAAAACAAAAAAAAUUCAUUCCUGAUGUUGUUUGCUUUUUUUCCCUUUAGAUCUAUUUCACGGUACUCCUUCCUCUCUCUCUCCUCCAUUGAAGCGUACUCGAAAUUCUCCGGUGAAGGGGCUUCUGAUCUUUCUCUCCUCCAUUGAAGCAGUCUCAAAGGGUUUGGUUUGUCAAGCGUACUCGAAAUUCUCCAUUGAAGCGGUUUCUGACUUUCUGAGCUUUCUCUCCUCCAUUGAAGCAGUCUCUAAGGAUACGCCACUGCUGUUUUUAAAAUGGAUUCUUCAUCAAAAUAUAAACUUUUCGAAAGGGGUCUUACAAGUUACAAGAAGAAAAAGAGGCCUGCUGAUGCUCUAGAGCUAGUAGCCAAACGUCUAGUAAAAUGUUUGGAAGGUACCUCUGUGGACGUGGGCGCUGUGCACGUUGAUGUUGAUACGAUUUUCAAUAUCUUUACUUCUGUGUUUCCUAAUUUGGACGUACCUGUACGAAGAGAGGAUAGAUUAGAGUAUGUGGUAGAUAACCUCAUCUCUUAUAAUUUGGUACAAGCCGCCUUGUCAUUGACUACUACAACAUGUCCGGCUGAAUACAAAUUUCCUUUCUUAGAGCUACAGAUGCGAGUUCAUCAUAAUCAAGGGAAUAUGGAAGAGUUUUGGAAGAUUGCUCGGGAGUGGAAAGUCAAAAAACUAUUUGCAUAUGCAGAAACAGCAUAUAUCAUGGGGACUAGUAUGAUGGAUUCAGGAAAGCUGCAGGAGUCAAUUCCUUACUUUACUAAAGGAUUGGAUUUGGCUGAAGGUAAUAGAAAGCAAUCUUUGGUGGAAAAGAUUCAAAACAUGCUUGAUAAGGUAAAAAGAAUGAAGGAUGAAAGAGAGCUUGCACCGCAUGAAGCUGUACCAGAAAUACAGGAUGAUAUACAAAGUGCGGCACAAGAAGCAACGCAGUUGCUUGUUCAACAACAAGAAGCGGAGAAAGCCGAAAGAAAUGCCAAAAAACUUUUGGCUGAGGAGGAUGCGAGGAUCGUUGUGGAGCCAAAGAGAAAAGCUAAGAAAAAAGGAAAGAGCAAAGGAAAACAAAUCUUAGUGGUCAAGAAAGCCGUGGAGGUAGAAGAUGAGUCGGAUGGAAUGGUUUUGGAGGAACAAAAAGAAGAGAAGGAAAGCGGAUCAAAAUUGGUCGAGGAAAGAAGAUCGCGGAUGUUUGAGAUGACUCUUUAUGUUACCAUGGAGGAGCUAGAUGAAAAAUCUUGUAUGGGGUCUACAAAGAUUAACACUACAGAAGUCAGAAAAUCUUUUAUUGAAGCCGAGCAAUCUCAUAUUGAUAAUAUUCAAGAACUCGUUCAGUUAUGUCUUACUCAUGAGAACUUCCUGAAGAUUGAUCAAAGCUUUAAGAUUGUGGAGGAUGAUAGGCGUAUGCUUUUGACAAGUGAAGAAGUGUGCAGCAUUGAAUGUUUUUUUAAGCGUAAGUUGAGCGAAUUACCUCCGCAAUCACAAGAAUCAGUUGAAGCUUGGUGGGAUGCUAUCAAAGAUGUGUUCUGGAAAGUGUUCAGGUGGAUUUUUUUUUAAAGGUUUAUGUUGUCUAUCUUAGAGAUAUUGUGUUGGUUUUUAGAAAUAAUUUGUUUACCGUCACUAAUUAAACUUGUAUUCGUCGGCUAAGAGAAUCUCUACUAAAUCUCACACAGUUCCAAAUAAUUUUCUCCUUAAAAAUAAAGUAUUAAAAUUACCAAUUAUUAACUAACAUUGUAGCAUAUAGAUAUCUUGUUAGUUUUUAAGUCUUAAAUUAGGUGCAAAUUUGUCAAUUUUUUUUUUUUUUUGCAUGAAUAGAUUUACUAAACAGUACUUGUAGUAAAAAGUAAGAUCAAUAUUAGAUUGGACUUGAAAAUGUAAUCUGAAUAUUUACCUUUAGUUACUUGCUUUGUAAAUUGUUGAUUUGUUUUCACGUAGGCCUUGCUGGUAGAGUAAGCAAAAAUAGUGCUUGACUAUCGAUUUUUUUAAUUUUUUUUUAUUUUUUUUAUUAAGGAAUUGAAACUUUUGAAAAAAUACAGUAAGUUAAGAAUAAAUUGAAUAGAACAAGUAGUCUGUACUGUUUAGUAACCUAGUACUGAUAUAUGUUAUAGGAUUGAUUUUUUUCACUUAGCUAAAAGGUUAAAAGUAAAAAGACUCUUUUUCUUUAGACUUGUUUUAGUUUAGUCCAUUUUAAUUCAACUCAAAAGAAUAAGAUGUCAAAUAAUACUUGUAUGUUUCGAGAUAUUAAAAGUUCUCCUUUCACUGUAAAAAAAAUGUCUCAUGUCAAUUGCAAGUGUUUUGUUUUUUAAUCAUCAGGACACCUUUGAGAUGGAUGAUCACUUAGAUUUUGCUAUGUUCCAAUCAUAUAUCUUUUAGUUAUAUUGAUGUCCUUCGACUAUGAAUUGAUUAUAGUUCACAACAAGUUCAAGAAAUUUUCCAUAUCAAAUUAGAACAGCCCUAUAUUAUAGUUUAUGCUCCCUAAGUUUUCUUUAAGU
Chenopodium quinoa (quinoa) is the source of this 2528-nucleotide messenger RNA. RefSeq lists its product as uncharacterized. The record is from RefSeq and is a predicted model, not a curated record. The transcript is spliced from 7 exons. Lineage: Eukaryota; Viridiplantae; Streptophyta; Magnoliopsida; Caryophyllales; Amaranthaceae. Gene Ontology annotation, molecular function: protein binding. The coding region runs from base 313 to 1593 and encodes 426 amino acids.